Molecule: messenger RNA, 23566 nt
Organism: Pseudophryne corroboree (corroboree frog)
Lineage: Eukaryota; Metazoa; Chordata; Amphibia; Anura; Myobatrachidae
Gene: EPPK1
Product: epiplakin 1
Exons: 4
Coding region: 271-22119 (7282 amino acids)
Biological process (GO): wound healing; intermediate filament bundle assembly
Cellular component (GO): cytoskeleton; membrane; cell junction
Molecular function (GO): keratin filament binding; structural molecule activity
Source: RefSeq, a predicted model, not a curated record
CAGAGGUGGAAUGAGCCUGGUAGUGACAGGGGAGCCGGGGACUGAGCCACAGGAGGACACAGACGCAGAGCGACAGAUUUCUGUGUGAUGUACAGCGAGGAACAUUGUCAUUCCUGAGAGACGGCGACCAUCCAUACAGAUCUGCGCUGGGGGAGGCUGGAGGGCGCCUCGUGUCAUCUCGUCCUGCUUUCCAGACUGUAUAUAACUGCAAGUGAUUGAGGCAACCACGCAAUACUGAGAAGAAACUCCGCUACUCACCCAGCCACAAACAUGGAGAGGAAAACCACUCGCACCGUAAAACACACUAUGGGGAAAGUGGAAUUCCACGGUGUCCAAAGUCAUCAUUCCUCGCACACUACUGUCGUGCACACCUCACACACUGUCAGUUCCCAGAGCCAUCAUGUAUCUACUAAACAUAUGGUUGAGUCCAGUAGCCACCACGAGACCUCUCACAUUAAUGGAGCCAUCGGCCACCAUGAGACCUUGCAAGCGAUUGAGCCUGCCAAAGCCUCUCCCAGCAUCGGUGGCUUUUUAGCAGCUCAUACGAAGGAGAAAGUCGGCAUCUAUCAAGCUCUGCAGAAGAAACUUGUGUCUGAGAAAGUCGCCACAGCUCUGCUGGAAGCCCAGGCUGCCACAGGCAACAUCAUCAAUCCAACAACUAACCAAACUCUCACUGUAGAGGCAGCCAUCCAACAGGGAGCCGCCGGGCCGGAGUAUCGGGAAAAACUCAUCUUCGCUAGCAAAGCAGCAACAGGGUAUAAAGACAAAGAAGAAACAUUAUCUCUGUUUCAAGCAUUCAAAAGAGGUAUAGUGGCUAAAAACGAUACAGUGCGCUUCCUGGAGGCUCAAGCGGCCACUGGUGGCAUUAUCGACCAUGUAAGUGGACAUCGAGUGCCUUUGUCCGAGGCCUUGAAGCUUAACUUCGUAGAUGAACAUAUGCUUAAAACGCUUACUGAAGUUUCUGAAUUUUCCAAGUGCUACCUUGAUCCCAACACCAAGGAGGAAUCCACUUACCAGGAGCUAUUGUCCAAAUGCAUCAAAGAUUCCGACAGUGGAUCACUCCUGCUUCCCCUACAGGAGACUCUGCAAGGGCUGAGGAAUACUGUAACACUAGAACAACUACUCAAGGCCAGCAUCAUCAGCCAGAUUCAAUAUGAUGAAGUCAUACAAGGCAAACAGACUACCCAGAAGGUGGAGGAACUACAAGAGGUUCAGCAAUACCUACAUGGACUGGCAAGCAUCGGUGGAGUGUACAUAAAGAGUACCAAUGAGAAAGUUAGUUUAUAUCAGGCCAUGAAAAAGAACUUUGUUCCUUCAGACUUUGCAGUUGCUCUUUUGGAAGCUCAGGCUGCCUCUGGUUUCAUUGUAGAUCCAGCGAGGAACAAGACGUUCUCUGUGACUGAAGCCAUUCAGGAAGGAUUGGUGGGGCUUGAACUCAAAGAGAAGCUGCUCACAGCAGAAAGAGCAGUAACUGGAUUUAAUGACCCAUACACUGGAGAAAAGAUUUCCCUUUUCCAAGCAAUCAAGAAGGAACUUAUUGCCAAGAACUUGGGCAUUAAUCUGCUAGAAGUCCAAGUUGCUACAGGAGGCAUCAUUGAUCCUGUUCACAGUUUCCAUGUACCACUGGAAGUUGCUUAUAAACGUGGCUUGCUUGAUGAAGACACUGCAAAAAUAAUAUCUGAUGUUGGUGGCUUCAUGGAUCCAAACACUAAUAACCUGGUCACUUACCAAGAGUUGAGGAAGCAUUGUACAAUUGAUCCCGACUCAAAAAUCUACUUUUUACCUUUGGAACUCACUUUCAAUGGCUUAAGAGGAAAAGUUACAAGUGAUGAGCUGCUGCACUCACUGAUCAUUGAUAAAACAACUUAUGAAAACUUACAACAGGGAAAAUCCUCUGUACAAGAUGUUGCAGAACAGGGGAAGGUGAGGCAGUAUCUACAGGGAACUGGGUGCAUUGCCGGAGUGGCUGUAGUGUCUACCAAUGAGAGAAAAAGCAUCUACCAAGCAAUGAAAGAACACUUUCUUAUGCCAGGCACUUCCAUUGCUCUCUUGGAAGCCCAGGCGGCAACGGGUUAUUUGAUAGACCCUGCAAAGAACUUGAAAUUCUCUGUGGAUGAGGCUGUGAAAAAUGGCUUGAUUGGACCAGAGUUUUAUGAAAAGCUUCUGUCAGCGCAGAAAGCAGCCACAGGUUACAGCGAUCCUUUGUCUGGAGAAACACUUUCUCUAUUUCAAGCCAUACAAAAGGGAUUUGUUAUGAAAGAUCAUGGAAUUCAUCUUCUGGAAGUCCAACUUGCUACUGGUGGAAUCAUUGACCCGUCAAAGAAGCACCGUGUUCCAGAGGAGGUGGCUUACACACGUGGCUGUUUUGACCAGGAAAUUAAUAAUAGUUUGCUCAGUCCAACAGAAGACAUCAAGGGAUUUUUUGAUCCGAACUCAAAAGAGAACCUUACCUAUAGACAACUGCUGGAGCGAUGCCUUGUAGAUUCCCAUACAGGACUCUACCUGAUCCCUGUGUUUGACAAUACCCAGGAUGCACUCAAAGCACCACAUUCAUUCAUAGAUUUCAAGACCAAAGUGACUUUAGAUGGAACAAAACUUACACUGACAUCUGGAAAAUUCAAAGGACAACUUGUUUCCCUGUGGAAACUUCUCUUCUCAGAAUAUUUCACUAUUGAGCUGAGAGAGUCCCUCUUUAAACAGUAUAUAUCAGGGAGCCUUUCAGUGGAAGAGUUAUCUAGCAAAGUUGAUGAGACAAUUAAGCAACUGGUAUCCUCCACCAAAAUCACAUUUGCGGGGUUAAGAGAGUCUGUUACUCCUGGACAGUUGCUGGACUCUGAAAUUAUUGACAAGGAUUUGUUUGAGAAAUUGCAACAAGGUGAAGCAUCAGCAAACGAUGUGGUCAAUAUUGACACAGUCAAGAAAUACCUAGAAGGUACUGGAAGUAUUGGUGGAUUGAUCCUGACAGAUACCCAAGAAAAGAUGAGCAUCUAUCAAGCUAAGAGAAAGGGCUUUCUAAGACCUGGAACAUCCUUGAUUCUACUUGAAGCUCAAGCUGCAACAGGCUUUAUCAUUGACCCUGUGGAAAACAAAAAAUAUUCAGUUGCUGAGGCUAUGAAGUCAAAAGUAAUUGGUCCAGAGUUCUAUGAAAAACUUUUGUCCGCAGAAAAAUCAGUCACUGGUUAUAAAGAUCCUUAUACAGAAGAAAGGAUUUCUCUAUUUCAAGCUAUGAACAAAGGCCUAAUUGUCGAAGAACAUGGCAUCCGACUUCUAGAAGCCCAGAUUGCCACCGGGGGAAUCAUUGAUCCAAUAAACAGCCACAGAAUUCCUGUUGAAGUUGCUUACAAACGAGGGUAUUUUGACAAGAAAAUGAAUGUGAUACUGUCAGAUCCAAGUGAUGACACUAAAGGGUUCUUUGAUCCAAACACCAAUGAAAACCUCACCUACCUACAGCUAAAGGAGAAAUGUAUCUCAGAACCAUCAACCAAGCUCUGUCUUCUUCCCCUCAUCAGUACAAAGCGUCAGCUCAACAUCAUUAGCUCCAUCAAGGAUUCUUUCCUGAACCUGGAGAUUUAUGUCAGAUAUGGAAGAUUCAGGGGGCAAACUGUUUCAGCCUGGGUUCUCAUAAACUCUGAGUACUUCAAUGAGUGGAGGAGGAGAGAGGUUCUAGAGCACUACAGACUGAAGAAGAUAACGCUGGAACAAAUCAUCAUACUGAUUGAGGAGGAAAUAAAAAAGUGGACAGAGAUUCGUGUCCCUGCCUUGAGAGAACAGGUAAACAUCUACAAUUUGCUGGAGUAUGACAUCAUUGAUAAAGAGCAAUUUGAACAAGUCCUAGAGGGAAAACUAAAAGCAGAGGAUGUACUUAAAAUGGAGAAAGUCCAGCGGUACUUGCACAGUUCUGGUGUGCUUGGUGGAAUCCUCAUUCUGCCCUCCAACCAAAGGAUCAGUUUUUACGAAGCUGCCAAGAAGAACAUCUUGCUGCCUAGCACCAUCCUGCCAUUACUAGAAGCCCAGGCUGCUACCGGACACAUAAUACACCCAGUGAACAACCAAAAGUUGUCUGUGAAUGAGGCUCUCAAAGCAGCCGUCAUUGACCCACAGAUUUAUGAUAGACUGUCUUCUGCAGAGCAAGCUGUAACAGGUUACCAGGAUCCAUUUUCCGGAAAGAAAAUCUCACUGUACCAAGCCAUGAAAAAAGGUCUAGUUGAAGAAAAACAUGCCAAACUUCUCUUAGAUGCCCAGCUAGCCACUGGGGGAGUUAUUGAUCCAAUACACAGCAUCCAUCUCCCAGAUUCUGUUGCCAAGAAGUUUGGUUAUCUUAACGAAGAAGUGCUUGAAAGUCUUUCUCAUCCCACAGAUGACGCAAAGUCCUUCUAUGACCCAAACACCAAAGAAAAGGUGACCUAUUCAGAACUCAUCGGUCGUUCACAAAAAGAUGAAUCUACUGGCAUUUAUUUGCUCCCACUGCCCCAAGAUUUUGCCGAAGUUCCAGGACAAGAAAUGUACUCUGAUGAGGUGAUACGGCAAACAUUCAAGAACACCAGGAUUGAAGAAAGAAACACUACAGUUUGGAACCUGAUUCAUUCUGGAUUCUUCACUGAAGAACAGCGAUAUGAAAUUCUGGAAAAAUAUAAGUCAAAGAAAGUGACGCUGGAAGUUCUGAUCACAGAAAUUUUGCAAAUAGUCAAAAAGAAAGAAACCAUGAAUACUCAUAUUAGUUUUCAAGGACUGAGAGGAAAUGUGCCAGUUGUACGGCUUCUAGAUUUAGGCAUUAUUACACAGAAAACAUUUGAAGAACUUGUACAGGGCCUCAUCUCCAUUGAAGAAGUUUCACAGCUGGAAAAUGUAAAAAAAUGUCUCCAGGGCACUGGCAACAUCACUGGAGUUUUUCUGCCAUCAACAAAGGAAAAAAUUAGCAUUUAUCAAGCAAUGAAAAGGGAUCUAAUCUUGCAUGCCAAUGGCUUAAUGCUUUUGGAAGCCCAGGCUGCAACCGGAUUUAUAGUUGACCCAAUAAAAAAUGAAAACCACACAGUGGACAGUGCCGUGAAGGCUGGCGUAAUAGGACCUGAACUUCAUGAAAAGCUUCUGAUUGCAGAAAGUGCAGUGACCGGAUACCCUGAUCCCUACACUGGAAACAAGUUAUCUCUGGGACAGGCAAUCCAUAAAGAACUUAUUCCUCAAAAAGAAGGAAUUCCGCUGCUCCAAGCCCAAUUGGCAAGUGGUGGAAUUAUUGAUCCCAUUCAUUGCCAUUAUGUCCCAUUGCAGCUGGCUUACAAGCUGGGGUUUCUAGAUGAAGAAAUAUCCAAACAAACAAAUGAGCUGAAAAUCUACUUUGAUCCAAACACAAAAGAAAAACUGAGCUACCAGCAGCUAAAAGAAAAAUGCUACACGGACCCGGAUACAAGCUCUUUGUUUCUGUCUCUCUCGGAAAGUCCUGCCUUUUAUGCUGAAGGACACCUCAUUGAUGUUCUAAAAUCAACCACAAUUAACACUGUCAACGCUGGAAGGUUUAAAGGCCAAACUGUGUCUGUUUGGGAACUUCUGAACUCUGAAUACAUAAGUUUCGAUAAACUGAAAGAACUCCUCCUUAAAUACAAAAACAGUAGUUCUGAAGUUCUCAAGGAGAUCAUAAAAACAGUCACUGUGUUCAUUGAGGAGACUGAAGCAAGCAGCACAAAAAUAAAGUUUAAAGGCCUUCGGAAGCAGGUGUCUGCAAGUGACCUUUUCAAGUCAGAGGUCAUAGACAAGCAAACCCUUGACGAGCUUAAUCUGGGAAAGAAAACAAUAGUAGAAGUGACAGAAAUGCACAGCGUAAAGCAGUAUCUGCAAGGUACAAACUGUAUUGCAGGAGUUCUCCUACAGUCUACCAACACAAAGAUGAGCAUUUAUGAGGCGAUGCUCAAACGCAUUCUGAGACCUGGAACGGCUUUGGUUCUCCUAGAAGCUCAGGCAGCCACUGGGUUUAUUGUGGAUCCUUUGAAGAAUGAGAAGCUAUCAGUGGAGGAAGCACUGACUCAUGGACUAAUAGGACUUGACAUACUAGCUAAGCUACUCUCUGCAGAGCAAGCAGUGACUGGAUACACUGACCCAUAUACUGGGGUCAAGAUUUCCCUGUUCCAAGCCAUGCAAAAAGAGCUCAUUGUUCAAUGCCAUGGAAUCCGCCUGCUGGAAGCACAGAUCGCUACCGGUGGUAUUAUUGAUCCAGUGCAUAGCCACAGAGUCCCGGUAGAGGUUGCCUAUAAGCGUGGCUACUUCAAUGAAGAGAUGAACAAAAUUCUUUCAGAUCCCAGUGAUGAUACUAAAGGUUUCUUUGAUCCCAACACCCAUGAGAAUCUUACAUAUCUACAACUUGUAGAAAGAUGUGUACAGGACCCCGAAACUGGGUUGUAUCUGCUGCAGGUUGUGAAUAAGGGAGAUGAUUAUUUCUUUAUUACUGAACCAAUGAAAUUGGACUUAAAAUCAAGAAACAUAACUAUGCAGUUUGGAAAAUUUGCCAAUCAAACAGUAUCAAUCUGGGAGAUUCUGACUUCUCAUUAUGUCACAGACCUGAAAAAGAGGGAGUUGGUUAAACUCUAUAAAAUGGGAGUGCUUACCAUAGAACAACUCACAUCUAACCUCACCACACUUAUAGAAGAAUAUGAGACCACAAGUAGCAGCUUGAAAUUCAAGGGUAUUCGAGGAGAAGUGAGUGCCACGGACUUGUACAACGCAGACAUAAUUGACAAAAAGACCAUGGAUGACCUGAGAAAAGGCACACAAUCUGUAGAAACUGUCUCUCAAAUGGAGUCGGUUAAGAGAUACUUGGAAGGAACAAGCCGCAUAGCUGGAAUCAUAUCCUUACCAAACAACGAGAUCCUCAGCAUUUAUGAGGCUAUAAAGAGAAGCAUUAUACCUAGAGACAUUGGUGUGAUACUUCUGGAGGCCCAAGUUGCCACUGGAUUUCUUAUAGACCCCUCAAAAAAUCAGACCUUCUCCUUCACCGAGGCAUUGUCUGCAGGAGUGGUCAGCAUCGAUGUUCAGGAGCAACUUGAAAUUGCUGAGAAAGCAGUGAGUGGAUUCAUAGAUCCUAAAUCUGGCAACAAAAUCUCCCUUUUCCAAGCCAUCAAGAAAGGAAUCAUUGACAGAGAGCAAGGAAUUGCUUUGUUGGAUGCCCAACUGGCAACUGGAGGGAUUGUCGAUCCAGUUCAUGGUCAUAGGCUUCCUCUGCAAGUAGCCUACAGGAAGGGUUAUUUGGAUGAAGAUGUUUACAUUAUGAUCUCAAAUGCUCUUAAUGAAAAGAAAGAAUUUGUGGACCCUAAUACUCAUGAAAGACUUACAUACAAAAGCUUGUUGGAAAGAUGUGUCAAAGAUCCUAAAACUGGACUGUAUUUACUUCAAGUGGCUGAAAAACGUGAUGACUACUUCUACAUUGAUGAACCAACUAAACUCCUUCUAACAUCCACUAUGGUGAAAAUGAAUGAAGGCAGGUUCAAGGGACACGAGGUCUGCCUGUGGGAUCUUCUGUGUUCCACCUACAUCUCCGAAGAGAUGCGAAAGGACCUCAUCAAGAAUUACAAAACAAAGACCUCCUUAACACUUAGAGAGAUAAUCAAUGUGAUCCUUUCAACAAUUGAGGAAAAGGAAAAGGGCCAGAAUGACAUCUGGUUCCAGGGAUUGAGGAAACAGGUCACAGCAGUAGAACUUUUUGAUGCCGGAAUUAUAAACAGAGAAACUCUUGAAAAUUUAAUUCAGAAGAAACAGACUGUGAGUGAAAUUUCUAAAAUACAUUCAGUUAAGAGAUAUCUUGAAGGAACCAGUUGCAUUGCCGGGCUGCUCAUCCCUUCAAAACAAGAUCCGACCAAAAAGGAAACCAUAAGCAUCUUUGACGCCAUGCAAAGGCGGCUGCUGAGACCAGGCACUGCUCUUGUCCUGCUAGAAGCUCAGGCAGCUACUGGCUUUGUCAUUGAUCCCAUAAAAAAAAGAAAACUUUCAGUAUUUGAAGCUUUAACUGACGGACUGAUUGGUCAUGAAAUUUAUCCAAAGCUCUUAUCUGCAGAGAAAGGAGUUACUGGCUACGCCGACCCAUAUACUGGUGAGAAAAUCUCCUUGUUCCAAGCAAUGCAGAAAGAUUUAAUUGUCAGGGAGCAUGGCAUUCGCUUGCUGGAGGCCCAGAUUGCCACUGGUGGCAUCAUUGACCCAGUGCAGAGCCUCCGUGUUCCCAUGGAAGUGGCUUACAAGCGGGGUUAUUUUGCUGAAGAAAUGAGCCAGAGUCUUUUAGACCCUACUGAUGACACUAAAGGGUUCUUUGAUCCAAAUACCCAUGAAAACCUCACCUACCUGCAGCUGCUCCAGAGAUGCAUCCAAGACCCAGAUUCUGAAUUUUAUCUACUGGAGCUAAAAGACCAGAAGUUCUCCUUUUCACAGAUCCAAAACAAAUUACAAUCCAGGGUUAUUCAGGUCUCUACCGGGGAGUUCCAAGGACAGAGUAUUUCCAUCUGGGAGCUUAUUUAUUCUAAAUAUAUUUCUGUAGAGAAAAGAGAGGAGCUGCUGAAGCAAUAUGAGUCUGGUUCAUUAUCUAUUGAAGAAAUUAUAUCUAUAAUGAUCAAAGUCAUUACUGAAACAGAAGGAGCAGUAUUGGAAGUGGAUGCAAAAGGCCCACAAAGUCAAGACUCCAGUGUCCAGAUGUCACUCAAAGCAGAGAAGUUGAAAGUGUCUGUUGGUGACUUCAAAGGAGAAAGUUUAUCAUUGUGGGAGCUCCUGAACUCCCAUUAUUUCUCAGAAGAGGAAAGGAAAGAAGUAUUAGAAAAGGUGAAAUCUGGGACUAUGACCACACAAGAAAUUAUUACGUUUGUCACAACGGUCAUCACUGAGACUGAGGCUAAAAAGACUAAAUGGGUCUCACAAAAUACAGCUGUAACAGUAGAGCAGCCAAUUGAAGAUCAUUCUAUAAACUAUGAUGAAAUUCAAAAGGCCCUGCAGAGUAUAAACAUUCACAUCAGAAAAGGGGAGUACGCGGGACAGCAGGUGUCCGUGUGGGAGCUUCUUCACUCCAAAUACAUUCCUGACCCAACAAAACAUGACUUAUUAAGAGAUUACAGGUCAACUGUCCAAGGCAUAAUGCAGCUAGUUAUACGGUCAGUAAAAGAGAUUAAACUGAGUAACCAAUCUACAUUAAAAACAGAAUACCAUUUGACGGAAGAAGUAUAUAACUCUUUGCAAGUGACCCAGACCGAAGUAAAUGUAGGUGAGUUAAAGGGUCAGAAACAUUCAGUGUGGUAUCUACUGAACUCCAGAUACAUUUCAGAAGAGAAAAGGCGGGAGCUGCUAGAGAGACUGAAAUCGGGGACAAUCAGUAUGGAUGAACUUAUUAAAGUUAUCAUCACCAUUAUAGAGGAGACAGAACAGCGCAGCAAGACGCUGAAAUUUAAAGGUCUCAGGAGACAAAUUACAGCAACCGAACUGCUCACAUCUGACAUUAUUGACCAGAAAACAUUGACAGAGCUGGCUCAGGGGACAAAAACUGUGCAAGAAGUAACUCAGAUGGACAAUGUAAAGAGAUACUUGGAAGGAACCAGCUGUAUUGGCGGAGUACUAGUCCCAGCUCUUAAAGAUCCUUCAAAGAAAGACAAGAUGAGCAUCUAUAAUGCGAUGCUAAAGAAAAUCCUUACCCCUGGGACAGCACUGUGUCUCCUGGAAGCUCAGGCAGCCACUGGAUUUAUCAUUGACCCUCUGGCAAAUGAAAAACUAUCUGUAGAUGAAGCUGCAUCGACUGGCAUAAUUGGCCAAGAGCUCAAACUAAAGCUCCUGUCUGCAGAGAGAGCAGUGACUGGCUACAUCGACCCAUACACCGGUGACAAGAUCUCUCUCUUCCAAGCCAUGCAGAAAGAUCUGAUUGUAAAAGACCAUGGCGUUCGUCUGCUCGAGGCUCAGAUUGCCACUGGUGGGAUCAUUGACCCAGUACACAGCCACCGUGUGCCUGUGGAAGUUGCCUACAAACGUGGCUACUUUGAUGAAGAGAUGAAUCAGAUUCUUUCAGAUCCCACAGAUGAUACAAAAGGGUUCUUUGAUCCAAAUACUCAUGAGAAUCUCACGUACCUGCAGCUGCUCAACCGGUGCAUUCAGGACCCAGAUACUGGAUUGUGCAUGCUGGAUAUGAAAGACAAGAAAGCUCUGCCAGCAGGCAAGACUCCAGGCAUCACCUUGAAGACACAAACUGUCCAAGUUACAGUCGGACAAUAUAAAGGACAGAAUAUUUCUAUCUGGGAUCUCCUAAACUCUCAUUAUUUCACAGAGGAGGAAGAAAAGAGACAGCUACUCUUGAAACAACACAAAUCAGGAACUAUAACCACAGAUGAACUUAUUAGAGUCAUUAUUACAACCAUUGAAGAAUGGGAAAAGAGAGAGAGCCAUUUAAACCAAAACAUUUCUGAAGAAAAGCAGAAAAAUCUCCUGCAGUCUAAAUUAAUUGAGAUUACUAAGGGCAAACUUCAGGGGCAAAAUCUCUCAGUGUGGGAUCUUCUGCACUCUGAGUACAUUACGCAGAUUAAAAAGGAAGAAAUAUUGCAGAAAUAUUCUUCAGGGAUCUGGGAUCUAGAAGAGAUCAUUAGAAUCAUCACAAUAAUUUUUACAGAAACUGAAGAGACUAAAGAUACCAUUGAGAUAGUAGAGGUUGAUCACACAUUCUCUAUUCCCCAGUCAGAGGAUCUUGUGGCAGGUGAUGAGGAACAACGUAAUGCCUUAAGUGUUUUCACUGUUCAUGAUGAAUUUGAAGGAUUUCAAGGUAUGAGGGUGUCUCUAUGGGAAAUCCUCAAUUCAAAAUAUGUUUCGGAGGACACAAGAAAUGCCCAGCUAAUCAAACACCAGGCCACUGUAGAAAAACUGAAACAAACUAUUCUAAAAUGUAUUGAGGAUCCAGAGAUAAAAACAGAUGAGGAGAUACAACAACAGUUGAAACUUAAGCUCAGUGAGGUUACUGCUGGAGAAUUCAAAGGACAAAACGUCUCUAUCUGGUUCCUUCUCCAUUCCACGUAUAUUACUGAGGAGAAGAGAAAAGAACUACUUGAAAAGUACAAAUCAGGGACAUUAACAAGCGAAGAAAUGUUAAAAAUUCUCAUAACAAUAAUCGAAGAGACUGAAAAGACUCAUAAUUUGACGUUCACGGGUCUUAGGCAGCAAGUGACAGCUACUGAACUUCUCCAGUCUGAAAUCAUUGACCAGGCCACCCUGAAUGAGUUGACCCAGGGUAGUAGAACUGUAGAGGAGGUCACUCAGUUGGAUUCUGUUAAGAGAUACCUGGAAGGAACCAGUUGUAUUGCCGGUGUGUUUGUUCCAUCAAAGAAAGAUCCUUCACAAAGAGAAAAGUUGACCAUUUAUGAUGCCAUGUUGAAACGUAUACUGAGGCCUGGAACUGCUUUGAUUCUUCUUGAAGCACAAGCGGCUACUGGAUUUGUGAUUGAUCCCAUCCAGAACAAGAAGCUGUCUGUAGAAGAGGCAUUACCCGCAGGACUAAUUGGGCCUGAGAUUUAUGAGAAGCUUCUGUCAGCAGAAAAAGGAGUUACUGGCUAUAAUGACCCUUACACAGGCGGAAAGAUUUCUCUGUUCCAGGCCAUGAAAAAAGACCUUAUUGUAAAAGAGCAUGGGAUCCGCCUUCUGGAAGCCCAGAUUGCUACUGGUGGCAUCAUUGACCCAGUGCAGAGUCACCGUGUCCCUGUGAAAGUAGCGUACAAACGAGGUUACUUUGACGAAGAAAUGAAUCAGAUCCUUUCUGAUCCCACUGAUGAUACAAAGGGAUUCUUUGAUCCAAAUACCCACGAGAACCUCACUUACCUGCAGCUGCUCCAGAGAUGCAUCCAAGACCCAGACACAGGCUUAUGUAUGCUGGAAGUGAAUGUAAACAAGCUUCCUUCAUCUGAAAUAAGUAUAAAAACUAUUCUUGAGUCAAAAAUUGUUCGGGUCACACAGGGUCACUUAGAAGGCAAAGAGGUUUCCGUCUGGGAACUUCUGAAUUCUGUGUAUAUUUCAUUCGAGAAAAGAGAGGAGCUGCUGAAAAAGUAUAAAACUGGCACUCUAUCUAUCAAUGAUCUUAUUACAGUAGUCACCAAAAUCAUUCAUGAAACAGAGGAGUCGGGCAGUACUAAUGAAGAUGCACAAGUUCAGACAUUGCUCCAAACAGAAAAGAUUGAGGUCCACGUAGGUGACUUCAAAGGAGAGAAGGCCUCAUUGUGGGAGCUUCUAAACUCUCAUUAUAUCUCUGAAGAGAAAAGGAAAGAAUUAUUACGUAACAUAAAAUCUGGGACCAUUACUGUGCAAGAAGUUAUUACAAUUCUCAUUACAAUCAUCAAUGAGACUGAGAAUAAAAAGAUUGAGGACGAUGUGUCAGUACCAGUACAGCAACCGGUGGAAGUUGACCCAUCUGUACAAGAUGAUGAAAUUAAAAAGGCCCUGCAAAGUAUAAACAUUUCCGUCAGGAAUGGACAGUAUGCUGGACAGGAGGUUUCCGUGUGGAAUCUUCUUCACUCCAGAUACAUUCAAGAGGAGAAAAGGCAAGAAUUGCUAGGGAAUUACAAGCUAACUGUCCAAGAUAUCAUAGGGCUGGUUGUACAAUCUGUUGAGGAAGCUGAGCGCCAAAACAGCAAAAACCUUCUUGCCACAGAAUACAAUGUGACGGAGGAAGUAUAUAAUUCUCUGCUGCUGGCCCAGAGCGAAGUAACUAUAGGCGAUUUGAAGGGUCAGAAAUAUUCAGUGUGGUAUCUACUGAACUCUAAAUACAUUUCAGAAGAGAAAAGACAGGAACUGCUGGAGAGACUGAAAUUGGGGACAAUCAGUAUAGACGAAAUUAUCAAAACUAUCACCACUAUUAUAGAGGAGACAGAAGAGCGCAGCAAGACGCUGAAAUUUAAAGGUCUCAGGAGACAAAUUACAGCAACCGAACUGCUCACAUCUGACAUCAUUGACCAGAAAACAAUGACAGAGCUGGCUCAGGGGACAAAAACUGUGCAAGAAGUAACUCAGAUGGACAAUGUAAAAAGAUACUUGGAAGGAACCAGCUGUAUUGCCGGAGUGCUUGUACCAGCGCUCAAAGAUCCUUCAAAAAAAGACAAGAUGAGCAUCUAUAAAGCAAUGAUUAAGAAUAUCCUUACACGUGGGACAGCACUGUGUCUCCUAGAAGCUCAGGCAGCCACUGGAUUUAUCAUUGACCCUCUGACAAAUGAGAAACUAUCUGUAGAUGAAGCUGCAUCAACUGGCAUAAUUGGUCAAGAGCUCAAACUAAAGCUCCUGUCUGCAGAGAGAGCAGUGACUGGCUACAUCGACCCAUACACUGGUGACAAAAUCUCUCUCUUCCAAGCCAUGCAGAAAGAUCUGAUUGUAAAAGACCAUGGCGUUCGUCUGCUCGAGGCUCAGAUUGCCACUGGUGGGAUCAUUGACCCAGUACACAGCCACCGUGUCCCUGUGGAAGUUGCCUACAAACGUGGCUACUUUGAUGAAGAAAUGAAUCAGAUCCUUUCAGAUCCCACAGAUGAUACAAAAGGGUUCUUUGAUCCAAAUACUCAUGAGAAUCUCACGUACCUGCAGCUGCUCAACCGGUGCAUUCGGGACCCAGAUACUGGAUUGUGCCUCCUGGAUAUGAAAGACAAGAAAGCUCUGCCAGCAGACAAGACCUUAGACGUCACCUUGAAGACACAAACUGUCCAAGUUACAGUCGGUCAAUAUAAAGGACAGAAUAUUUCCAUCUGGGAUCUCCUAAACUCUCAUUAUUUCACAGAGGAGGAAGAAAAGAGACAGCUACUCCUGAAACAACACAAAUCAGGAACUAUAACCACAGAGGAGCUAACCACAAUCAUUAUUACAACCAUUGAAGAAUGGGAACAGAGAAAAAAUAACAUAAAUCUACUGAAGACUAAAUUAAUUGAGAUUACUAAUGGUAAAUUUCAAGGCAAUAAUCUCUCAGUAUGGGAUCUUCUGCACUCUGAGUACAUUACGGAGAGUAAAAAGGAAGAGAUCUUACAGAAAUAUUUCUCAGGGAUUUGGGAUCUAGAAGAGAUCAUUAGAAUCAUCACAGUAAUUAUUAGUGAAGAGACAGUCUCUAUGCCAAGACCACCGGAAAAUAUUGACACUGAUGAAUUCAACAAAGCCUUAAAUGCCAUUGCUCUCAGCAUUAAAACUAGUCGGUUUCAAGAACAAAAAGUGUCUCUUUGGGAAAUCCUCCACUCUAACUAUAUUUCAGAGGACAGACGGAGAGAGCAGCUGAAAAAGCACCAGGCAACUGUAGAAAAACUAAAGAAAAUCAUUAGAGUACUAAUUGAGGAUUCAGAAAUGAAAACCGAUGAGCAGAUACAACAACAGUUGGAACUUAAGCUCACUGAGGUCACUGUUGGAGAACUCAAAGGACAAAAUGUCUCUGUCUGGUUCCUUCUCCAUUCCACAUAUAUUACUGAGGAGAAGAGAAAAGAACUGCUUGAAAAGUACAAGUCAGGGACAUUAACAAGUGAAGACAUUUUUAAAAUUAUCAUAACAAUAAUCGAAGAGACUGAAAAGAGUCGCAGUUUGAAGUUUGAGGGUCUUAGGCAGCAAGUGACAGCUGCUGAACUUCUCCAGUCUGAAAUCAUUGACCAGGCCACCCUAAAUGAGUUGACCCAGGGUACCAGAACUGUAGAGGAGGUCACUCAGUUGGAUUCUGUUAAGAGAUACCUGGAAGGAACCAGUUGUAUUGCUGGUGUGUUUGUUCCAUCAAAGAAAGAUCCUUCACAAAGAGAAAAGUUGACCAUUUAUGAUGCCAUGUUGAAACGUAUACUGAGGCCUGGAACUGCUUUGAUUCUUCUUGAAGCACAAGCGGCUACUGGAUUUGUGAUUGAUCCCAUCCAGAACAAGAAGCUGUCUGUAGAAGAGGCAUUACCCUCAGGACUAAUUGGGCCUGAGAUUUAUGAGAAGCUUCUGUCAGCAGAAAAAGGAGUUACUGGCUAUAAUGACCCUUACACAGGCGGAAAGAUUUCUCUGUUCCAGGCCAUGAAAAAAGACCUUAUUGUAAAAGAGCAUGGGAUCCGCCUCCUGGAAGCCCAGAUUGCUACUGGUGGCAUCAUUGACCCAGUGCAGAGCCACCGUGUCCCUGUAGAAGUAGCGUACAAACGAGGUUACUUUGACGAAGAAAUGAAUCAGAUCCUCUCUGAUCCUACUGAUGAUACAAAAGGAUUCUUUGAUCCGAAUACCCGCGAGAACCUCACUUACCUGCAGCUGCUCCAGAAAUGCAUCCGAGACACGGACACAGGCUUAUGUAUGCUGGAAGUGAAUGUAAACAAGCUUCCUUCAUCUGAAAUAAGUAUAAAAACUAUUCUUGAGUCAAAAAUUGUUCGGGUCACACAGGGUCACUUAGAAGGCAAAGAGGUUUCCGUCUGGGAACUUCUGAAUUCUGUAUAUAUUUCCUCAGAGAAAAGAGAGGAGCUGCUGAAAAAGUAUAAAACUGCCAAUCUAUCUAUCAAUGAUCUUAUUACAGUAGUCACCAAAAUCAUUCAUGAAACAGAAGAGUCGGGCAGUACUAAUGAAGAUGCACAAGUUCAGACAUUGCUCCAAACAGAAAAGAUUGAGGUCCACGUAGGUGACUUCAAAGGAGAGAAGGCCUCAUUGUGGGAGCUUCUGAACUCUCAUUAUAUCUCUGAAGAGAAAAGGAAAGAAUUAUUACGUAACAUAAAAUCUGGGACCAUUACUGUGCAAGACGUUAUUACAAUUCUCAUUACAAUCAUCAAUGAGACCGAGAAUAAAAAGAAUGAGUACGAUGUGUCAGUACCAGUACAGCAACCGGUGGAAGUUGACCCAUCUCUACAAGAUGAUGAAAUUAAAAAGGCCCUGCAAAGUAUAAACAUUUCCGUCAGGAAUGGACAGUAUGCUGGACAGGAGGUUUCCGUGUGGAAUCUUCUUCACUCCAGAUACAUUCAAGAGGAGAAAAGGCAAGAAUUGCUAGGGAAUUACAAGCUAACUGUCCAAGAUAUCAUAGGGCUGGUUGUACAAUCUGUUGAGGAAGCUGAGCGCCAAAACAGCAAAAACCUUCUUGCCACAGAAUACAAUGUGACGGAGGAAGUAUAUAAUUCUCUGCUGCUGGCCCAGAGCGAAGUAACUAUAGGCGAUUUGAAGGGUCAGAAAUAUUCAGUGUGGUAUCUACUGAACUCUAAAUACAUUUCAGAAGAGAAAAGACAGGAACUGCUGGAGAGACUGAAAUUGGGGACAAUCAGUAUAGACGAAAUUAUCAAAACUAUCACCACUAUUAUAGAGGAGACAGAAGAGCGCAGCAAGACGCUGAAAUUUAAAGGUCUCAGGAGACAAAUUACAGCAACCGAACUGCUCACAUCUGACAUCAUUGACCAGAAAACAAUGACAGAGCUGGCUCAGGGGACAAAAACUGUGCAAGAAGUAACUCAGAUGGACAAUGUAAAAAGAUACUUGGAAGGAACCAGCUGUAUUGCCGGAGUGCUUGUACCAGCGCUCAAAGAUCCUUCAAAAAAAGACAAGAUGAGCAUCUAUAAAGCAAUGAUUAAGAAUAUCCUUACACGUGGGACAGCACUGUGUCUCCUAGAAGCUCAGGCAGCCACUGGAUUUAUCAUUGACCCUCUGACAAAUGAGAAACUAUCUGUAGAUGAAGCUGCAUCAACUGGCAUAAUUGGUCAAGAGCUCAAACUAAAGCUCCUGUCUGCAGAGAGAGCAGUGACUGGCUACAUCGACCCAUACACUGGUGACAAAAUCUCUCUCUUCCAAGCCAUGCAGAAAGAUCUGAUUGUAAAAGACCAUGGCAUUCGUCUGCUUGAGGCCCAGAUUGCCACUGGUGGCAUCAUUGACCCAGUACACAGCCACCGUGUCCCUGUGGAAGUUGCCUACAAACGUGGCUACUUUGAUGAAGAAAUGAAUCAGAUCCUUUCAGAUCCCACAGAUGAUACAAAAGGGUUCUUUGAUCCAAAUACUCAUGAGAAUCUCACGUACCUGCAGCUGCUCAACCGGUGCAUUCGGGACCCAGAUACUGGAUUGUGCCUCCUGGAUAUGAAAGACAAGAAAGCUCUGCCAGCAGACAAGACCUUAGACGUCACCUUGAAGACACAAACUGUCCAAGUUACAGUCGGUCAAUAUAAAGGACAGAAUAUUUCCAUCUGGGAUCUCCUAAACUCUCAUUAUUUCACAGAGGAGGAAGAAAAGAGACAGCUACUCCUGAAACAACACAAAUCAGGAACUAUAACCACAGAGGAGCUAACCACAAUCAUUAUUACAACCAUUGAAGAAUGGGAACAGAGAAAAAAUAACAUAAAUCUACUGAAGACUAAAUUAAUUGAGAUUACUAAUGGUAAAUUUCAAGGCAAUAAUCUCUCAGUAUGGGAUCUUCUGCACUCUGAGUACAUUACGGAGAGUAAAAAGGAAGAGAUCUUACAGAAAUAUUUCUCAGGGAUUUGGGAUCUAGAAGAGAUCAUUAGAAUCAUCACAGUAAUUAUUAGUGAAGAGACAGUCUCUAUGCCAAGACCACCGGAAAAUAUUGACACUGAUGAAUUCAACAAAGCCUUAAAUGCCAUUGCUCUCAGCAUUAAAACUAGUCGGUUUCAAGAACAAAAAGUGUCUCUUUGGGAAAUCCUCCACUCUAACUAUAUUUCAGAGGACAGACGGAGAGAGCAGCUGAAAAAGCACCAGGCAACUGUAGAAAAACUAAAGAAAAUCAUUAGAGUACUAAUUGAGGAUUCAGAAAUGAAAACCGAUGAGCAGAUACAACAACAGUUGGAACUUAAGCUCACUGAGGUCACUGUUGGAGAACUCAAAGGACAAAAUGUCUCUGUCUGGUUCCUUCUCCAUUCCACAUAUAUUACUGAGGAGAAGAGAAAAGAACUGCUUGAAAAGUACAAGUCAGGGACAUUAACAAGUGAAGACAUUUUUAAAAUUAUCAUAACAAUAAUCGAAGAGACUGAAAAGAGUCACAGUUUGAAGUUUGAGGGUCUUAGGCAGCAAGUGACAGCUGCUGAACUUCUCCAGUCUGAAAUCAUUGACCAAACCACCCUGAAUGAGUUGACCCAGGGUAGCAGAACUGUAGAGGAGGUCACUCAGUUAGAUUCUGUUAAGAGAUACCUGGAAGGAACCAGUUGUAUUGCUGGUGUGUUUGUUCCGUCAAAGAAAGAUCCUUCACAAAGAGAAAAGCUGACCAUUUAUGAUGCCAUGUUGAAACGUAUACUGAAACCUGGAACUGCUUUGAUUCUUCUUGAAGCACAAGCAGCUACUGGAUUUGUGAUUGAUCCCAUUCAGAACAAGAAGCUGUCUGUAGAAGAGGCAUUACUCGCAGGACUAAUUGGGCCUAAGAUUUAUGAGAAGCUUCUGUCAGCAGAAAAAGGAGUUACUGGCUAUAAUGACCCUUACACAGGCGGAAAGAUUUCUCUGUUCCAGGCCAUGAAAAAAGACCUUAUUGUAAAAGAGCAUGGGAUCCGCCUCCUGGAAGCCCAGAUUGCUACUGGUGGCAUCAUUGACCCAGUGCAGAGUCAUCGUGUCCCUGUCGAAGUAGCGUACAAACGAGGUUACUUUGACAAAGAAAUGAACCAGAUCCUCUCUGAUCCUACUGAUGAUACAAAGGGAUUCUUUGAUCCAAAUACCCAUGAGAACCUCACUUACUUGCAGCUGCUCCAGAGAUGCAUCCAAGACCCGGACACAGGCUUAUGUAUGCUGGAAAUGAAGGACAGCACACAGACGUCUACUCAUGAAGAACAAAAAUACAAAUCUAUUCUACAGUCUAAAACUGUUCAGGUUGCAGCUGGUGAAUUUCAAGGGAAAGAUAUAUCCGUUUGGGAUCUACUUUAUUCUCAGUAUAUUUCAGUAGAGAAACAAAAAGAGCUUUUGAAGAGAUUCCACUCUGGCUCUCUUACUAUUGAAGAACUGAUAACCAUAAUUAUCACAAUUAUUACAGAGAAAGCAAAGCCAAGUCCCAGUUCUAUUAAGCGGUCUUUCCAAUCUGUAAAAAUAGACAUCUCCAUAGGAAGUUUCCAUGAAAAAUCCAUGUCGCUUUGGGACCUUCUACAUUCCAAGUAUAUCCCUGAUGAUAAACGGGAGGAAUUGUUAGAGAAAUUUCAGUCUGGAACACUAACCAUUGAAGAGAUAAUCAGCAUAGUUUUAUCUGUGAUUCAGAAAUCAGAGCAAACUAGGCAUGAGGUAAUUGUACCGGUGGUAAAUGCACCAUCGGUUUCCAGUGAGGCUGAUCGCUGGCCGCCAGAAGACCAGCUGCAGAAAGCACUACAAGCGAUUCCCAGUGACUUAUCAGCAAAGCAAUCACAACAGGAGAGUGCUUCAGUUUGGGACCUUUUGCACAGCGAAGGUUUGUCUGAGGGUAAAAAAAAUGAGCUAUUGCAGAUGUAUAAAUGUUCUGUAAGAGAGGUCAUGAGUGCUUGCACCAGCAUUAUUCAGGGGAGUACAGGGGAAGCCUCUACUGUUGAGACUAUCUUGAUCGAUGAAGCAAAACAAAAAACAUUACAAGACACCAUGACUGAAAUUUCUGUGGGUCACUUCAAAGGUCAGAAGUUAUCUGUCUGGGAUCUUCUGCAUUCUGAAAUCAUAAUGCCUGAGAAAAGGAAGGACAUUCUCUUAGCCUAUAUUGCAGGAACUUUAACUGUUAAGGACAUUAUUACAAUGAUAUUUACCAUACUGGCAGAGAUAGAAGAGAGGUCAAGCACAUUAAAGUUCAAAGGACUCAGGAGACAAGUCACAGCCACAGAGCUACUGAGUUCUGAAAUUAUUGACCAGAAGACACUCAAUGAAUUGUCUCAGGGCAGCAAAACGCUUGAGGAGGUCACUCAGAUGGACAAUGUGAAGAGAUACCUGGAAGGCACUGGCUGUAUCGCUGGCGUGUUUGUUCCAACUAAAAAGGAUCCAUCAAAGAAGGAGAAAAUGAGCAUAUACCAGGCUAUGUGGAAACAAGUCUUGCGGCCAGGAACUGCACUGGUACUGUUAGAGGCUCAAGCGGCAACUGGGUUUAUCAUUGACCCCAUCAACAAUAAAAAGCUCUCCGUAGAUGAGGCUGUAUCUGCUGGGGUGAUUGGGAAAGAACUCCAACCUAAACUGUUAUCUGCCGAACGCGCUGUGACAGGCUACAAUGAUCCUUAUACGGGUGAAAAGAUUUCUCUCUUUCAAGCAAUGAACAAAAAUCUAAUUGUGAAAGAGCACGGCAUUCGUUUGCUGGAAGCACAGAUUGCUACUGGCGGCAUCAUUGAUCCAUUGCACAGUCACCGUGUCCCAGUAGAGGUCGCAUACAAACGUGGCUACUUUGAUGAAGAAAUUAAUCAAGUCCUCUCUGACCCCUCUGAUGACACAAAGGGAUUUUUUGACCCCAACACUCAUGAGAAUUUAACCUAUCUGCAGUUACUCAAGAGGGGAAUUCAGGAUCCAGACACUGGACUUUGCAUGUUAGAAGUGAAAGACUCUGGGUCUCCUCUUUUCCAAAUAGAUCAGGCAAAGAGAAACACCUUAGAGUUACUGACUGUAGAUAUCAAGAUUGGACAAUACCAAGGCCAAAAGAUCUCUCUUUGGGAAAUUCUCAGCUCUCACCACCUGGCAGAUGUGGAAAAAGAAAGGCAGGAACUAAUGACCAAAUAUAAAUCUGGCUCUAUAAGUGUAGAAAAUCUCACAACCAGCAUUGUAUCUUUAAUUGAGCAACUGGAGAAGAGAAGUGCCACCAUCAUCAGUCAACCUGUUCCUGAGGACACUGAGCAAGCAAAAAAGAGGGCACAGACCCAGAACUUUUUCCAGUCUGUAGAGGUUGAGGUUGGUCACCUCAAAGGCCACAAAACUUCCCUGUGGCAGCUACUGAACUCUGCACAGAUCACAAGUGAGAAAAGGAAGGAACUUCUCGAAGGGUUUGAAGCUGGAUCUUUUGCCCUUGAAGAUGUUAUAAAAAGUAUCCAACAGAUCGUUAUGCAUUCUUCACCAGAACCAUCAGUUCUUGAAUAUCCAGACGCAAUUAGAAAUUCCCUACAGGCAUUUUCUGUUGAUAUUUCUAGUAAUGAAUUCACAGGACAAAAUACCUCACUAUGGGAUAUUCUCCAUUCUAAAACCAUUACCAAAGACACAUGGCGCCAACUGCUUAAAAAGUACUAUUUAUCCAUCGAAGGGGUUGUCAUGAUGCUGAAAGGAUCGCUGCACAAAGCAGACCUUCCGGUGGCAGUAAAAGCAGACACCGCCACAUUCCUGAAAUCUGUCAAAGUGCAGGUCAACAUUGGGGAAUUCAAAUUAGAAGGCAAAGAGCAUUCCCUGUGGGAGCUCCUUCACACCAAGUAUGUCACAGAUGCAAAGAUAACGGAACUUCUUGAGAAGUUUGAAUCCAAAACUAUAACUUGGGAAGAAAUCUUCAACGUUAUCACAACAAUCAUAAAAGAGACUGAGGAAAAGAGCAGGAACCUGAAGUUUAAGGGUCUGCGUCAGCAGGUGUCCGCCUCUGAGUUGUUACAAUCUAAAAUCAUUGACCUAAGCACUCUACUUGAGCUAAUUCAUGGAACCAAGACCUUAAGUGAAGUAGCAGAAAUGGAGUCAGUGAGGAGGUAUCUUGAGGGCACUAGCUGCGUUGCUGGUGUACUUAUUUCAUCCAAGACCGAUUCCACCAAGAAAGAGAAAAUGAGCAUCUAUGAUGCUAUGCUGAAGAAUGUUUUAAGACCUGGGACAGCACUUGUCUUACUGGAGGCUCAGGCAGCCACUGGCUUCAUUAUUGACCCAAUCCAGAAUACUAAGCUCACCGUGGAUGAAGCAGUAGCCAAUCGUGUGGUUGGGCAUGAACUCCACCAAAAGCUACUCUCUGCGGAGAAAGCUGUGACUAGCUACACAGACCCCACCACCAGUCUGAAAAUAUCCCUGUUCCAGGCUAUACAAAAAGACCUCAUUGUAAAAGACCACGGCAUCCGUCUGCUGGAAGCCCAGAUUGCUACCGGUGGCAUCAUUGACCCAGUACACAGCCACCGCAUCCCAGUGGAAGUGGCCUAUACACGUGGCUACUUUGAUGAAGGGAUGAACCAAAUUCUUUCUGAUCCCUCUGAUGACACGAAAGGGUUUUUUGACCCAAACACUCACGAAAACCUCACCUACCUACAGCUGCUCCAGAGGUGUGUCCAGGACCCAGACACUGGUCUGCUUAUGUUAGAGGUCGCCAAGAAAUAAAUCCUUUGAAAGAAUUUGAAAGCAAAGUUCCACAUUUCCAGUCUUUUAUGCGGUACAGAAUCACAGUUUCACUAACCACAGAAAGUAGUUCCCGCAUAGCAGGUGCUGCAUGGUGGUGAUAUCUAGAACUUUCAUUGUGGGAAAAUAGUUUUUCUGGGGAGUUUUUUGCUUUAUGUCCAUGUUCCUGGUAAAUGUUGGUUCCAUGGUUUAUGGCUAUGAUCCUAACUGAUGCAACAUGGGACUAAUUUGAUGCACCAUUUUGGUCCUUGGUUCAUAUGUUUGUAUCAUUCUGUUCUGCAUAAACAACAGUGUCUCCACAAAAGAGAAAAAGAACAGUUGGCUGGACCUAACGUUAUUAAAAUGUGCAGUCUAUUGCCAGCCAGUCCAUUUCCUGUUAAUGAGCUAGUUAUUAGGCUGACUAGUUGUGGAGUACAGGUAUUACAGCAGCCAGUCCGUCUUGUAGCAAUGGGCAGGUUAUUAGGCUGACUAGUUGUGGAGUACAGGUAUUACAGCAGCCAGUCCGUCUUCUUGCAAUGGGCAGGUUAUUAGGCUGACUAGUUGUGGAGUACAGGUAUUACAGCAGCCAGUCCGUCUUCUUGCAAUGGGCAGGUUAUUAGGCUGACUAGUUGUGGAGUACAGGUAUUACAGCAGCCAGUCCGUCUUCUUGCAAUGGGCAGGUUAUUAGGCUGACUAGUUGUGGAGUACAGGUAUUACAGCAGCCAGUCCGUCUUCUAGCAAUGGGCAGGUUACUAGGCUGACUAGUUGUGGAGUACAGGUAUUAUAGCAGCCAGUCCGUCUUGUAGCAAUGGGCAAGUUAUUAGGCUGACUAGUUGUGGAGUACAGGUAUUACAGCAGCCAGUCCGUCUUCUAGCAAUGGGCAGGUUAUUAGGCUGACUAGUUGUGGAGUACAGGUAUUACAGCAGCCAGUCCGUCUUGUAGCAAUGGGCAAGUUAUUAGGCUGACUAGUUGUGGAGUACAGGUAUUAUAGCAGCCAGUCAGUCUUCUUGCAAUGGGCAGGUUAUUAGGCUGACUAGUUGUGGAGUACAGGUAUUACAGCAGCCAGUCCGUCUUCUUGCAAUGGGCAGGUUACUAGGCUGCCUAGUUGUGGAGUACAGGUAUUACAGCAGCCAGUCCGUCUUCUUGCAAUGGGCAGGUUACUAGGCUGCCUAGUUGUGGAGUACAGGUAUUAUUGCCAAGCUCCACAGUCACUUCAGUAAUGUAAGGUUCCCAUACAACAAUCUGAAUUUGGUUUUAAACCUACCAAAAAUGUUCCAAAGAGGAAACAGUCAGGGAACUUUUGGGAUAACUGCUAUAAACUACUUUACAUUGUAUGAUGCAACAUGUCUUCUAUACUGUACAUUGUAUGACACAACAUUUUCUAUACUACCUCUGUGUAUAUGUUUCUUUUUAUUUCUGAUAUUAAUAAAUCUGAGACUUUCUUUUGCAA